UCGGGAGAGCGGCCUCACAGAUGCGAGUUUCCAGGUUGCGGCAAGAGCUUCUCCGACUCUUCGUCGCUUGCGCGGCAUCGACGCACUCAUUCAGGCCGGCGACCGUACGUGUGCCAGCAUCCGAAAUGUGGAAAGCAGUUUACACGCCGAACAACGCUCAACCGCCAUGCGAGAUGUCACCAGCCAGGCUACGUCAAGCCUCAAAGCAAAUCGUGAGUUCGAAUCAUGCUUCGAGGCAGCGUGGGUCCGCGUCUGCUAACCACAAUCCCUCCAUCCGUUCGUAGUGGAAAGAAGCGAGAGGACGGUGCGAGCGAGUCUGAUGAGGAGUCGGACGGCUCUGACGCCGAAGAUGGAGAGGGCGACUCUUCGAAGCAAUGGACGGACGAGGAAGCCGGAGCAGACCAAUCGACCUCGAAGAUCCAACUUAAGCAAGACCCCGCAGCUGCAGCUGCUCCCCCUACUGCAGCGGAGGAGCAAUCUGCCGCUGUAUCUGCUGCAAAGCCGAAGCGCAAGUCUACGAAACGAGCGGCUCCCUCAGCGAAAGUCCAGAGCAAGGCGCGGAAGAGUAAUCAGGAGGAGGAGGACACGGCUACGAGAAAUCGAAGCCGAUCGGAUGCUGAGGCUGCCAUGACGCUUGCAUCUGCCGCUCUCUUUGCUCAACAGCAACCGCCGAAUGCAGGUUUCGGCGACGGCAUGGCGACCCCAAUGUCCUCGUCAGCUUUUGGCCAUGGCCGCACCCAAAGUCAGUCGGAGAUGGAGUCACCGGCCAAGGUCUUGGCUGGUAUGGCGGUAGGUGGCCAUUUUGGCAACUCGCCUUUCAUGAACCCUGGUCAUUACGGGGAUGCGAGCAUGACGCUAGCACCUGAGCAAGCUGCCGCUAUGAGCCUAUCUGGUCUGGCCGGUUUGUCUUCCGCCAAUCAUAUGGUGCCACCGCUUCCAGGAGGCCUUGGGGGUCUGAGCGAAGCUGCUGCGCUGGCUUCCGCAGCGGUCGCAGCUAGCAAUCCUGGUGCAACCUCUGGCAACCCUUCGAUAGAUUACAGCCUUGGCACGUCUGCCCCGGGGCACGUGAUGAAUGGCGCAUCCCCUUCGCUUGUAGGGCAUCACCCGCACUCUUUCUCUGCGCCAGCCAACGGGACGACGUCGAUGGCGAAUGUCUCCGCAUUGACGUCACCAUCCGCUUCUGCGGCUGAAAGUCUGGCCGCCAUGAGCGGCAUCACUUACGACCAGGCGCACAUGCUUCUGAUCUCGGCCGCCUCCUCUGCAGGUGCUAUGGCCGCGCCGGCACCCACACCGGCGCAAGAUCCCUUGUCCUUGGCGGUCGCUGCUGCUGCUGCUGCCGUGGCUGCGCACGAGGAUGCACAGCCACAAAGCAAACGAGCACGCACGGCCAGCUCUUCGAGUGGCGGACGGUGAACCUGACUGGGUUGUACUGUGAGCACAGGCAUG
Ceraceosorus guamensis is the source of this 1446-nucleotide messenger RNA. RefSeq lists its product as hypothetical. The record is from RefSeq and is a predicted model, not a curated record. The transcript has a single exon. NCBI's taxonomy places the organism in Eukaryota, Fungi, Basidiomycota, Exobasidiomycetes, Ceraceosorales, Ceraceosoraceae. The coding region runs from base 226 to 1413 and encodes 395 amino acids.